Messenger RNA from Colletotrichum scovillei, 3024 nucleotides. RefSeq names its product carbamoyl-phosphate synthase subunit L. Gene Ontology annotation, cellular component: mitochondrion. The transcript has 3 exons. Bases 214 to 2382 code for a protein of 722 amino acids. Gene Ontology annotation, molecular function: ATP binding; metal ion binding; methylcrotonoyl-CoA carboxylase activity. The record is from RefSeq and is a predicted model, not a curated record. Lineage: Eukaryota; Fungi; Ascomycota; Sordariomycetes; Glomerellales; Glomerellaceae.
GCACCCACGGCUAUUGUCGGCACCGCUUGUUCCAAGAUGAUCGAGCGCAACAAGCCGAAGCUGCUUUGAGACCUCGGGUUACCUGGGGCACUCGCAUUGAGCUCUGCGCUUUCCUCCUCUGCCACCAACUUCGCGUUCUUCUCCUUCUCUCCAUGAACAUCCAAUUGAUACCCCAAGCUUGAAAUCCACGUCACAAAGCUUCAGUCAUCCAUCAUGCGUUCCAUGAAAGCGAAGCACCGGCUCGUCCGACCCCUCCCUCGGCUCCUCUCCACUGCCGCUGGCCAGAAGGUGCCGGCUUCGAGCCAAAUUACACCCAUUACCUCUCUCCUUAUCGCAAACCGUGGCGAGAUUGCUCUGCGAAUCCACAAGACUGCGGACAGGUUAGGAAUCAAGACGACGACUAUCUAUACAGACCCCGACAGCAACAGCCAGCAUGCCGCGUGCUCCCCGCAUUCCUUGAACCUGGGCGACGCAAGAGCGUACCUAGACGGCGAACGCAUCAUCUCCCUAGCCAAGAAGAACGGCAUACAAGCCCUUCAUCCUGGCUACGGCUUUCUGUCUGAGAACUCUCGAUUUGCCGAGAGAUGCGAAAAGGAGGGCAUCGUCUUCGUUGGGCCUCCGGCGCAGGCAAUGACCGAUAUGGGCGACAAGGCACGAAGCAAGAUCAUUAUGACCGACGCCGGCGUCCCCUGUGUUCCAGGGUACCAUGGCUCCGAUCAGGGGGAGGCACAACUAUUGGAACACGCAAAGAACAUCAAGUUCCCAGUGCUGCUCAAGAGUGUCAAGGGCGGUGGUGGAAAAGGAAUGCGCAUCGUUAUGACCGAGGACGAGUUUGCCGCCCAGCUUGGUAGUGCUCGUGCCGAAGCCCGCGCAUCCUUUGGCGAGGGUGGCGAGGUCAUGUUGGUGGAGAAGUACAUUGUGCGCCCUCGCCAUGUUGAGGUGCAGGUGUUUGCGGAUAAGCUGGGCAACUGCGUUGCUCUAGGGGAGCGUGACUGCAGUGUACAAAGACGACACCAGAAGAUUCUUGAGGAGUCUCCAGCGCCGGAUUUGGACGAAGAAACUCGUCUCGAUCUUUGGGAGAAGGCCAGGAAGGCUGCUUUGGCCGUCAACUAUGUUGGCGCUGGCACUGUUGAGUUCAUUCUCGACAAGGACACUGGCGACUUUUACUUCAUGGAGAUGAACACCCGAUUGCAAGUCGAGCAUCCCGUUAGUGAAAUGGUCACCGGCACCGAUCUCGUCGAAUGGCAAUUCCGCGUCGCUGCUGGGGAGAAGCUACCUAUGACACAGGAGGAGAUUGUGGAGAACAUCAAACAGCACGGUGCAGCCAUUGAGGCUCGUAUCUAUGCCGAAAAUCCGGAGAAGGGCUUCAUGCCCGAUUCAGGCAAGUUGAUUCACCUCACCACGCCGAAGACGAACGAGGACAUUCGCAUCGACGCCGGCUUUAUCCAGGGUGAUACUGUCUCGGAAGCCUACGAUGGCAUGAUUGCCAAGUUGAUUGUUCGCGGCAAGGACAGAGAAACAGCUAUCCGCAGGCUAGAGCUGGCUCUCCGUGAGUAUGAGGUAGUCGGUCUCAGCACCAAUAUCGAGUUCCUUAAACGUCUUUGCCGAUCCCCAGCUUUCAUAGAAGGCGAUGUCGAGACAGGGUUUAUCGACAAGUGGAGAGAUGAGCUCUUUAAGCCGCGGCCAAUCCAUGACGAAGUAUUUGUCCAGGCUGCCCUCAGCUCGUUAUCCCCACAACUAUCACAUGCUGCUCCCCAUGGAGGUAGCUUAGGCUUUGGCGAGGCCAGCACCCUCAGCGAGCGCAAGUUUGCCUUCAAGGUGCUCGAUUCAUACAGUGAGCAAGAGGGAGAAGUUGUGGAAGUCAGCAUCACACAGAAGUCCCAUCAACUCUUUGAGGCGCGCGUAACAAGGAAAGGAGAGGAGCCACCCAAGGUUUUCGAGAACCUCAUCAGCAAAUUUCAACCAAGAUCGUCGUCAACAAAUGCGUUGACAACGUUCUUUCCCAACGAGAGAUUGGAGUCGACGGUUGUGCAGAAUGCACAGAAUGAGCAGGAUACCAAGAUUGCUGUGUUCCAACAUGGCAUCAAGACCGAGCUUUCUCUUCUGCCACCAAGCUGGUUCGAGAAGGCCCUCGGUUUGAAGGAGGUCACCGCGUCUGUCGUUGCACCAAUGCCUUGUAAGAUUCUGAAGAACGAAGUGGAAGAAGGGCAAGCCGUAGCUAAGGGAGCCCCGUUGGUUGUUAUCGAGUCUAUGAAGAUGGAGACUGUUAUUCGGUCACCCCAAAACGGCGUGGUAAAGAAGCUGGCGCAUAAGGAAGGCGAUAUCUGCAAAGCCGGAACGGUCUUGGUACAAUUUGAGGAAGAAGCUACAGAAGAGUCAUGAGCGGGCGGUGAUCGAUUUACAAGAGAAAGGGAUACUGGUUUGAAGUUUACACAGCGACUAGGCUAAGAUUAACGGUUCGCUUCUAUUGCAGAGGAUAGGUACUUGUGCCAAGUCCUAUGUCGACCCAAAUAUGCCUACUCAGAGUGUUCCCCUUUAAACACAAUCAGUGGAAGCUCUUCUCCAGAUAAACACUCAGUUUCUCCAGGCCUUCUUUCAGCACUUCUGUCCGACAUACGUAACCGAAGCGCAUUUGGCCCUUGAAGUCAACGCCCUCACCAAAACAGGUAGACCCAGGCAUGAUCAAAACCCCAGUCUCUUUGAGAAGUUCAAGACAGAACUCGUCAUCUCGAACUGGUUCAUCGCCUCUUCGAAAACCAAUCAUUGCCGUUGUACCGGCUGUGGGCUUAACCCAGGAGCAAACAGACUGGUGCUUCUCGAUAAAGGUCUCGAGGAUCUCAAGGUUUGUCCUGGCAAGCUCGAUGUUUCUAUUGAUGAGGUUUGGUCUGACCGCAUCCGAGAGAGCAUAGCCGGCCACUUGAUCGUCAAGUUGCGAGACGCUGAUGGUCGUGUAGUUCCGCGCACUCUUGACGGCCUCAAUGAUUCCAGGGUCUCUCGAUGCGAUCCAUCCCACGCGGAUGCCGG